AUGACGGGUGAUUACUGUUUUGAAAGAGAGCGCAGACGACAACAGAAGAGUGGACGGCUAGAAGUAAACGCGCUGUGCGGGAUCCCGGCAUGUGACAUGUUUCUUCUUGUUUCUUCCGUUGACAAUGCCGAUUCCGUAGCUCAAAUGAUUGAUAUUCGGCAGCAAAUCAAUGACUGUAAAGCGUCACGAGGUGCCACAGGUGGUGAGGAUACCCCAUGUGUGUUCAUUUUGAAUAAAGCUGAUCUUCCAGAACAUCGCUGGCAGAUGAUUAUUGAUUACUCGUACAUCAAGGGACUGUUUCAGACGACUGAGAAAGAAGUGGCAGAGCUAGUAGAACAGGCAACAGGAUCGAGUGAUGGCCUAAUAGUCUGUUCGGCAGCCACGAAUCUUAACAUUGACAAGGCAUUCGCCAAGCUGUUCACCAUGAAUAAAUGCCCCAAGCAUAUGAACCCCGAGCUGCACAAAAUGCUUCGGAAUGAAUUGUCUGCCGACGGUGAAACGGGGCGUCGGCAUAUUUUGAGAAGGAUGAGGAGUCGAUUUUCCCGAGAACAGGACGACAUGACAACGUACACAGAUUUGAACGCUCGACGCCCAAGUCUCCGUACAGACCUGCUCAUCAAUCGAUCCAAGACUUCCGUGAUCCAUCAGCACUUCGCUCAACAGCAUUCGCCUCAGCGUCUCCGACGAAAUGUCGAAGGAGGUCGCUGUGCAAUUAUGUGA
Ostertagia ostertagi is the source of this 720-nucleotide messenger RNA. The record is from the annotation of a GenBank genome assembly. NCBI's taxonomy places the organism in Eukaryota, Metazoa, Nematoda, Chromadorea, Rhabditida, Trichostrongylidae.